Messenger RNA from Synchiropus splendidus (mandarinfish), 3176 nucleotides. RefSeq names its product integrin alpha-3-like. Gene Ontology annotation, cellular component: external side of plasma membrane; integrin complex. Lineage: Eukaryota; Metazoa; Chordata; Actinopteri; Syngnathiformes; Callionymidae. Gene Ontology annotation, molecular function: integrin binding. Bases 44 to 3034 code for a protein of 996 amino acids. The record is from RefSeq and is a predicted model, not a curated record. The transcript is spliced from 26 exons. Gene Ontology annotation, biological process: cell-cell adhesion; cell-matrix adhesion; integrin-mediated signaling pathway.
GAUGAAACUGGACUUGAUACUUUUGGUGUGAAGAAGUGUUGCAAUGGCAACCACUGUGUGUGUUAGCGUGUGGGUGUGUGCGUACUUGUGUGCUUGUGCAGCGUCCAACGUAGACACGCAGUUUCCUCUGGUCAAGUUUGGUGAAGACCAAAGUUUGUUCGGCCUGUCAGUGGCGCUGCAUCAGAACCUGAAGAGGAACCAGUACCAGCUGCUGGUGGGAGCUCCGCGACAGAAGGCGGAGCCUGGCCUUCCCGCCAAUCAAACGGGCGGCGUCUUUGUCUGUCCACUGACGGCGGAGCCGUCCGACUGCAGCAGGAUGCUGCUGAUCGGCAAAGAUCUCAAUCUGUCUCAAGACCUGAUAGAAGACAUGUGGCUGGGCGUGUCGGUGGCCAGUCAGGGUCCUCCUGGGGGCCGUGUGCUGGCCUGCGCUCACCGCUUCAUAAAAGUCUACGGCGUGUCCCAGUUGAGGCACAUGAUCGGCAGGUGCUACGUGCGGGGCAAUGACCUGCUCUACGACGACGCCGACAUGACCUGGCAGGAUCCGGCGCAGGUGUGCAGUCACCUGGGCGACGUGACCGGCGAGGUCAUGUGCAACAUGGGGAUUUCUGCAGAGAUCACUCAGACCGACAUCAUCGUGGGGUCGCCCGGGAGCUUCGAAUGGCAAGGGAACGUCCAUGUCUCCUGGAUAAAUCCUCGCGUUGAAUACGACACCCGCGGCAGCUCCUUCAGGAGAAUGAAUCGUCGAAACAUUUACAUCGGUUACUCCGUGUCGCAGGCUCAAGGUCUUCUCUCCCAGGAGGAGGUCACUGUUGUAGCAGGAGCUCCACGGGACAGCAGAGAAGACGCCAGAGGUUCUGUUCUUCUGGCCGUCAGAGAGGGCAAUGCGCUGGCGGUCCGACAGACGCUGCGUGGCGAGCAGACCGGGUCCUACUUCGGCAACGCUGUGGCAACGGUCGACCUGGACAACGAUGGGUGGCGGGACUUGCUGGUCGGGGCUCCGUUCUACUUCCACCCUAACAAGGAAGUGGGCGGAGCUCUAUACGUGUACUUGAAUCGAGGCGGUGGGUUUGAAGCCCAGCCCAGCUUGGUUCUGAAAGGCCCAUCCGGCUCUGGGUUUGGCAUGGCUGUUGUCGCCGCCGGUGACCUCAAUCAAGAUGGCUUCCAAGAUUUCGCCGUCGGGGCUCCAUUCCACGGAACAGGACAAGUGAUGAUCUGGACCGGGAGCAGCACUGGCCUGUCACCAAACCCCAGCCAGGUGAUCGUGGGGAGCAGGGUGUCGCCCCGCUUCAGGACGUUUGGGUACUCACUGGCGGCUGGACUGGACGUGGAUCAGAAUCAGUAUCCAGAUUUGUUGGUGGGGUCACUGGACGACACGGUGGCUCUCCUCAGGAGUCGCCCGGUCGUCCACUUGAACUGGACUCUCACAGCUUCUCCACCAAUGGUGAACCUGGAGUCGUGCCACUCCUGUGUCCAGGUCCAAGUCUGCUUCUCUCGAGUCCUCAGCAGCAGUGAUGACAUCAUCAGACUGGACUUCAUUGUGAGCGCUGACGUCACAAGCCCGAAGCCGCGCCUGUGUUUCUCCGAUGGGACCAAUGAGCACUCCGGUUCAGUGACCUUGUCGAGUCACUAUUGCCUCACGCUUCCACUCGGGUUGCAGAGCCCUGUCCUCCAGGUGGAGGAACCUGUGGUGUUCUCCCUGAACGUGUCUCUGAGCCAGGACCAGACUGCAUCAGGACUCACCCCGGUGCUGAGCAAGGCUCCCAGGACCGCAAGAACACAGGUCCAGCUGCAGGGACCUUUCAGCUCACAUCAGUCCUCAGAGUCCAGCCUGCAGAUGAGAGCUGGCUUCGUCCGUCAGCACCAGGACCGGCUGACCAGGUGGAGUUUGGGUCGGCUGGUCGGUCAGCUGCUUUUAGAGGUGAACAUCAGCAGCGAUGCUCCCAACGCCACGCUGAGCGUCUCUCUCCCCGAAGACCUCAUCUACAGAGGAGUCCAUUCCGAGGGUCACGUGGCGGGAUUUACAUGCUAUACUGAGGACUCUGCCGUCAUGUGCAAGCUGGGGACGUUGAGGAGGAACCACGAGGUCCGACUCUUUCUCAUUUUUCAAACACCCGACUUGAUCCUGGAUUCAGGAAACAUCAGUUGUGUAGUCCGCCUGUCAACGCUCAGCGGUCAGCCUCAGCUAUCGGUCCUAGUCUCUGCCCCUUCACCUCCACCCGCGUCCCUCUCUCUGAUCGCUGGUCCCGGUCUCAUCUCCCUGCGAGGUUGUUUGGCAGCAGAGUCCGAGGCGAGGACGGCGGAAGAGGUCGGACCGCCAGCACUGUUUGUGCUGCAGGUGCAGCUGCGCAGGAACCGCAGCACUAACUUGGAGGUGGAGUUCAAGUGGCCGAUAGAAGCUUCUGAUGGGAGGUGGCUGCUGUACCUGGAGGAGAUCCAGUUGGACGGAACACCGCAGUCUCACUGUCGCCCCCCUGAACAUGUCAACCCUGUGAAGCUCCUGCUGGACGGGAAGCGGCGGAGCCUGGAGGAAAGAAGCCCGACUCCGUUGGACAACAGCUACACCCUGGACUGUGCCGCAGGACACCCGUGCGUCACCUUCACCUGUCGCCUGGACAACGUUAGUAGCUCUGCGACGCUGACCGUCAAGAGCCGGGUGUGGACCUCCACUUUCUUACAGGUCUACAGCAGCGCUACCAGCGUGUUGGUGCGAGCCCAGGCCGCUCUUCGCCUCAGUUCUCAACGCUCUGCAAUGGAAGCUCGCGGCGCUCCGGUCCCAACCCGCCCGCACGUCGACGCUUUCACACCCCUCGCUGAUGUGACCGUUCUGCAGAUGGACGUGCUCAUUUUCCCGGACCAGGACGUGAAGUGGUCCAGCGGUGCACCUCUGUGGAUCCUGGCUGCGGCAGCUCUCACAGGACUGCUUCUGCUGGCUCUGAUCUGCUUGCUCCUCUAUAAGUGCGGCUUCUUUCAGCGUGGGACUCACUACUCAGCAACGAUGCUCCACCAGGGGAGAAUUGUGAGUAAAACCCAGUAGAAGAUCCCGGGAUGAGCGCUGAAACCUCCUCCCCUCCUCCGUCCUUCCAUCAUUUGUCAAGAUAUUUCUAGUAUUGUACAGUUUGUAAUGGUGUUGUUAAUGUUUUAUAUCGUGUUGUGAUACUGUUGUGAACAGUACGGUU